AUUUAUAAGCCAAGAGAUAGAGAGAGAGAGAGAUAAGGGAACCAGAGGAGAGACAGAGCUUUGUAAAUCCUCAAGCCAAAGAAGAACACGAACAUUAUGUUGCCGUCAAGAAAAACCAAGAGAGAUUUCUACUCCGCCGGUGCCGGAGACUGCAUCUUUGCGCCGGUACGGAAACGACGGCGAUGUGUUUCUUCUUCUCCCAUUUCUUCGGCGCCGGAAACUAAAGCAGGAUCCGAUUUGCUAGACUCGAUCCCCGAAGAUCUUGUUGUUUCUAUCCUUCGUAGACUUGCUUCCACAUCUCGAAGCCCCGCUGAUUUCAUCAACGUUUUGAUGACAUGUAAGAGAUUAAACAGUUUAGCUACGUGUCCUCUUGUUCUGUCGAGAUUGUCUCGAAAAGCGUUCGCCGUAAAAGCUCAAAAUUGGUCGGAAGCAGCUCACCGGUUUCUUAAACGCUGCGUCGACGCCGGAAAUCUCGAAGCUUGCUACACUCUCGGAAUGAUUCGGUUUUACUGUCUGCAAAACAGAAGAAACGGCGCGUCGCUGAUGGCAAAAGCAGCGAUCAGAUCACACGCGCCGUCGUUAUACUCUUUAGCCGUGAUCCAGUUCAACGGGAGCGGCGGUUCCAAGAACGACAAGGAUCUUCGAGCCGGAGUAGCUCUAUGUGCGCGUGCGGCUUUCUUAGGACACGUUGACGCGCUACGUGAGCUUGGUCACUGUCUCCAAGAUGGUUACGGUGUUCCACAGAAUGUCUCAGAAGGCCGGAGAUUCCUCGUUCAAGCCAACGCUCGUGAACUCGCCGCCGUUUUAUCUUCCGGAGUCAAAUCUCAUCGAUCGUGGCUCGCUUUAUCACAGCCUCAAAUCUCUAAUCCUAACCAAAGCCAUGGUUGUCCGUUGCUGAGCGAUUUUGGAUGCAAUGUGCCGGCGCCGGAAACACAUCCGGCGAAUAAGUUUUUAGCGGACUGGUUCGCUGUUAGAGGCGGAGAUUCCCUCGGAGAUGGGUUGAGGUUGUGUUCUCACGGCGGAUGUGGACGGCCGGAGACGAGGAAACAUGAGUUCCGGAGGUGUUCUGUUUGUGGCGUUGUGAAUUACUGCUCACGCGCUUGUCAAGCGCUUGACUGGAAACUACGACAUAAAGUGGAUUGUGCUCCGAUGGAACAAGAUGCAGCCUAUGACGGAGAAGGCAACGUUCAGAUUGACGGUGAUCACGUAUUGGUGGUGCCUAUGAGUUAACGGCUGCUUUAGUUAGACGCGAGAUGAGGUUGACGAAGAUCUUGUUAGUUUCGGUUUUUGGUUUAAUUAGUGGAAAGAUUAUGAUAAAAUAUUACCAACGGUUAGAUAAGAGCGUUGGAGUAAUUUUUGUAUUUUUAUCUUUUGUAAAUAUGAGUAACAGGGAAUGGCUACAAUGUUUUUUCUAUAUGUUUCUCGUUAGAUUUUAAUUUUUUUUUCUU
This is a messenger RNA of Brassica napus (rape), 1448 nucleotides long. Its product is annotated as F-box protein At1g67340-like. The record is from RefSeq and is a predicted model, not a curated record. The transcript has 3 exons. Bases 97 to 1230 code for a protein of 377 amino acids. Gene Ontology annotation, molecular function: protein binding. Lineage: Eukaryota; Viridiplantae; Streptophyta; Magnoliopsida; Brassicales; Brassicaceae.